AUGCGUUAUACAAUCUUUUCCACGGUCAUUUCAGUGCUCUAUUUGAUAGGGUCUGUUAUUGCGAAUGAGGCUCAGUGGUGGCAGCCCACAAUCGAGAAUCGCCUAGAGGUUCCAAUUUAUAUUGACAACUUCGAUUUGUUUUGGGGUAAAUGUUACGACAUUCAAGACAGUUCCUCGGAGGUUCAGUGUCCUAGUAUGGUUAAAAUAGGAGCUGGAGAGGGCUACACAUUCGGCACUUCCGGACGUGCGGGUACUGCUACUGGAACUGAGGGUGCUUUUGACUUGGUACUUGAAGGCGGCGAAAAGAUCGCCACAAUCAACUUCGACUGUCCGGGGGGAGGAGGUUCAAAUCAGGUUAAUACGAACGGUCCCGUGAAUCCGGGUUAUACUGUUGCGAUUGUCGGAUUCAACGAGGGUCAAGGAUCCUUUGGGGCUCUCGGGAGCGGCUUUAUUGAGGUUAGUGGAGAGUAA
Penicillium canescens is the source of this 471-nucleotide messenger RNA. RefSeq lists its product as uncharacterized. Gene Ontology annotation, biological process: symbiont-mediated hemolysis of host erythrocyte. Lineage: Eukaryota; Fungi; Ascomycota; Eurotiomycetes; Eurotiales; Aspergillaceae. The coding region runs from base 1 to 471 and encodes 156 amino acids. The record is from RefSeq and is a predicted model, not a curated record. The transcript is spliced from 2 exons.